Drosophila mauritiana is the source of this 609-nucleotide messenger RNA. RefSeq lists its product as uncharacterized. Gene Ontology annotation, cellular component: extracellular region. The transcript has a single exon. NCBI's taxonomy places the organism in Eukaryota, Metazoa, Arthropoda, Insecta, Diptera, Drosophilidae. The coding region runs from base 1 to 498 and encodes 165 amino acids. The record is from RefSeq and is a predicted model, not a curated record. Gene Ontology annotation, molecular function: chitin binding.
AUGCAGCAAUCUUUACGCGUGGAACUGCUAUUGAUCGUUUACGGUUUGAUUCUCGUUGUCUGGGGAAUCAAUGGACUGAACAUACCCGAGUGCAGUGGCCAGAAUGGAUUUAUCAACAAUACGCGACCCAAUUGCAAUUACUCCCUCAUCAAUUGCUCUGGCCAGAACUCGAUGUUCUGCACGGACAACACGACCUGCAAUGCCAACUUCACCUGUGGCGACAUAGUUCCGGUGGAUAAUUCAACAGCAUUACCCAUCAGCACGACUCCCAGUGUGGUAACCACAGCCGCCACAACUGUUUCACCUUCCGAUAUCCGACGAGAGUGCCGUCAGGGAGUUACCAAAAGAUUCAGCUAUCCGCAGAAUUGUAACUACUUCUACUACUGCGUUGAUGGCUUUCUGCUGGUGGAGCAAUGUCCUAUUGGCUACGCAUUCGAUCCCCAAACUGGAGCUUGUGGUGGACGCAUACGUAGCUCCAGCGAUUGUACUUUCAAGUGAACAUAAUCGCACAACACUUUUAAUUAAGCCUCUUGUCGUGUCAAAUUAAACAAUUAUAGCUAGAAAAUAAACUGAAUUUAGAGUCUUAUCAGAGAACAAGCAAGCCGCACA